Molecule: messenger RNA, 384 nt
Organism: Zonotrichia leucophrys gambelii
Lineage: Eukaryota; Metazoa; Chordata; Aves; Passeriformes; Passerellidae
Product: lymphocyte antigen 6E-like
Exons: 3
Coding region: 1-384 (127 amino acids)
Cellular component (GO): plasma membrane
Molecular function (GO): acetylcholine receptor inhibitor activity
Source: RefSeq, a predicted model, not a curated record
AUGAGGACUCCUCUGGUCACCUUGCUGGCUGCUGUGCUCUGUGUGGAACAAGUUUAUCCAUUCAUGUGCUACACCUGCCAAGAACAGGAGUCCAACAAGGACUGUUUGACCAUUUCCAUGUGUGCCAAGGAGGACAAACACUGCGUGACCAUCCGGAAGGACAUCGGGACAAAGCCCAACAAGCCUAAAUACGUCAUCUCCAAGAUGUGCUCUCCAACGUGUCCAGAAACAGGUCAGCAACAAAUCCAAAGCUCCCAGAAUGUUUCCUGCUGUGAGAAACCCCUGUGCAACGUGAAUGGAGUCAGCAGCAGGCAAAGCAGCCACGGAAUGAUGUCCCUGGGUGUCCUGGCCAGCGUCACUUACAUCUUUACAUACAGAUUGUGA